UUUAUUAUUGAAUAAAAAUAAAAUAUGUUGGUUAGCAAAAAUAUACAGUUGUUAUGCAGAAGAGUAUUUAAAAAUUCUAACAAAAUUAAGAUUCAAGAACAAUGUGAAAGAAGUUUGAGUAGUUUAGAGGCUAAAGAGAGAAGAAAUGAAUUAUUUAGUCUAGAGAAAAAACGUCAAAGGGAGAAUGUUGGUAGAAUAGAAAAAAUAGAAGUAAGAUAUUUAAGAACACCCGAAGAUGUGACUCAUAGAUAA
Messenger RNA from Ctenocephalides felis (cat flea), 252 nucleotides. RefSeq lists its product as uncharacterized. The record is from RefSeq and is a predicted model, not a curated record. The transcript is spliced from 2 exons. The coding region runs from base 25 to 252 and encodes 75 amino acids. Lineage: Eukaryota; Metazoa; Arthropoda; Insecta; Siphonaptera; Pulicidae.